AUUGCGAGUCCACGUACUCGAAAUGCCGGAGGAGAGAAGAACCCAACAACAAACAAAGACAGAGAGAAAGCCACUGAGACUUGAAUUCAUACAAAACAAAACAAAAAUUGUUUGGAAACAAAAUUGGAAUUGAAUUUCCAGGAAGUCGCAUAACAAAAAGGGCGAUUCUACGAGAACCCAAAAGAGAUUUUCUGAUUUUCUCUCUCUCUGUCUCUCUCUCAAUCACAGUAGCGAAAACUUGGAAAGAAAAGAAAGACGGAAAAGGAAAAGAGAAAGAUACAUCGAACUUUCUACGCAUCCUUGUCCCCCUCACCGUUCUUAUCCUUUUCUGCUUCUUCUCUCUGUCUAUAAAUUGAUUGAUUGCCAUAAUAUAAUCUGUUCAACCCAUUUUGUGCUUUGCAUCAAAAGACCUGUUCUUGAUUCUCUCGCUCCGGGUCUGACUCUAAAGGAUUGUUUUACUUCAUGAUGUGGAUGCUUACAUGACUCGUCAAACGUUUUGUUCACACCCAUCUGUGUAUGUGUACGCCGCUGCGUGGGGCUCUGAUGUCAUGGCAUAUGGCUGCUGUGCCACUGAGUAUAACAUUUAGGAAAAAAAGAUUUUGACCUUUUCACAGUAGCAUGGCCUCACACUCAUUAGGGCAAUUUACAGAAGGGAAAGUGAGGAAUUCUCAAAGGGGGAAGAUGCCACUAACUGUGGACCUCAACUAUCCAGCUCCUUGUGAGGACAUGGUUCUAAAUGCCAGAUUUACUUGGGACAAUAGUCAACAAGGUCAAGAUGAAGCACAUAGUCAGUCAGAACCACAAGCUUCACUUGAUUGUGAGGUCAUUGAUGAUGAAGUUGUCAUAAUUUCCCCAAGGAUAUAUGCCCAAGCCAAGAAUAACUCCAGUAGAAACCUGGAGGUGCGGGAUGUGCCUGCUACCAAUACAGAACAGCAUAAUGGCCUUUCAGAUGUGGCUGCUCAAACACAUCUAAUUCCUCUUCAUUGCCACAAGCGUAGAAGAACUUUACGAAAUCAAGCAGUUUUAAAUUGGGAGCUUCACUUCAGCUCUGAUGAAGACAGUGAUGAAAACAAGACAAAGGAAGUGCCUAUUCCAGAACUUCCUCAGAGCACGCCACCUCCAGAGACACCCGCCUUCAGUUGCCCAAUAUGCUUGGGCCCGUUGAGUGAAGAGACAUCAACGAAGUGUGGUCACAUCUUCUGCAAGAUGUGUAUUGAAGCCUCAAUAAAAGUUCAGCACAAAUGCCCAACUUGUCGUAAAAGGCUUAGAAUGAAAGACACUAUAAGGGUCUACCUUCCUACCAAGUGAUUGCAGAGCGGUUAGGUACCACCAUGGGAAAAGGAAAAUUUUGGUGAAGAUUGCACAAGAUCUAUUGAUUACCCUAGACCUUAUUAUGUUUGUAAUAAGGGUCUUCAUGCUGUAUCGGGGCUGCUAGUUAUUGAACUAAGAGGUUAGCUAGCUCAGGCAUUUGUAAAGUUCAGAAUAUCUCAGUUUCCCAAACAUUCUAACAGUGGGCUUUGUCAAAAUGGUUCCUUUAUAACCCUCGUUAUGGCAUUUUGUUGUUUCUAUAUUGUGCUAGUAAAAUUCUUUGUUUCCUUGGAGGUUGAGGAAUAUUAAAUCCUAAUUGGACAAUGUAUUUUUUUAAAGAAUUUAUAAUAUCUGUUUUGGGUUAGUAGACAGCAGGCAGCAGUGUUUACUGAACCACAAUAGUAAGCAAAUGCUUCCAACAACCUCUGUUACUGCCUCUUGUAACCUUGUAACCUUGUUGCAUUUCUGAUAGAAAAAUAUACUUUGUAUUUGUGUUGAACUAUUAAAA
This is a messenger RNA of Prunus avium (sweet cherry), 1816 nucleotides long. RefSeq lists its product as uncharacterized. The record is from RefSeq and is a predicted model, not a curated record. Gene Ontology annotation, biological process: ubiquitin-dependent protein catabolic process. Gene Ontology annotation, cellular component: SUMO-targeted ubiquitin ligase complex. NCBI's taxonomy places the organism in Eukaryota, Viridiplantae, Streptophyta, Magnoliopsida, Rosales, Rosaceae. Gene Ontology annotation, molecular function: SUMO binding; ubiquitin protein ligase activity; SUMO-ubiquitin ligase activity.